Anthonomus grandis grandis is the source of this 510-nucleotide messenger RNA. RefSeq names its product putative SERF-like protein. NCBI's taxonomy places the organism in Eukaryota, Metazoa, Arthropoda, Insecta, Coleoptera, Curculionidae. The transcript is spliced from 2 exons. The coding region runs from base 13 to 279 and encodes 88 amino acids. The record is from RefSeq and is a predicted model, not a curated record.
GUUGUCUAAUAAAUGACAAGAGCUGUCAAACUAAUUAAAAAAAAGCCUAAAUUUGAAGUCAAAGUAUUUGCCUCUUUCGCGCUGUUUUUCUGGAUUAUGACCCGCGGUAAUCAACGAGAGUUAGCCAGAGAAAAGAACCUCAAGAAGCAGAAAACGACAAAAACCAAAGAUGAACUGCCGCUAGAAAAGAAAAAGGCGAGGGAUGUGGCCGCCCUAAAAGAAAAACAAAAGAAGCCGAAGGGUCAAGUCAAAGACCCCAAGGGUACCAACAAGGGUUAAAUCAUGUGCAAAUUAUUAAGAUAAUAAUAAAUUAUUAGAAAAAAUGUUUCUCUUUUAAGUAAUAAGGCUUUAUUUAAUGAGCAAAACUUGAGUUAAGAAACGUCAUUAUUUAAGCAAAUAUCAAUUUAGAAAAUACUCUUUCAUAUACUCAAUCACUAGGUUUUAGGUUCGUGAAGACCGAUUUUAAAAUCUCCUUAAGAUAUAUUUUCUAAUAAAUUUUUAAACUUUAAA